Temnothorax curvispinosus is the source of this 878-nucleotide messenger RNA. RefSeq names its product CD63 antigen-like. Gene Ontology annotation, cellular component: membrane. The transcript is spliced from 5 exons. The record is from RefSeq and is a predicted model, not a curated record. The annotation marks the transcript as partial. Lineage: Eukaryota; Metazoa; Arthropoda; Insecta; Hymenoptera; Formicidae.
UCGGCGUCGGUAUCGGCGCGAAGCCGUGCGCGAUCGUGCGUUUUCGUGGCUCGUUAUCGGCCAGUAGAUAACGCUGCAGGCCGACGCGACGCUCCAGCGUCGGCAUCGGCAAUCGGUGGUGUCAACUGGCGAGUGCUGAUUGUGCUGAAGGUGCGCGAAACCCGCCUCGCUGUGCAUCUGCGCCCGGGAGGAGCCAACGCGAGGGCAAAAUGGCGGCCACGCACCUAGACGUCGGCCUCCGCUGCAUCAAGUACCUGCUGUGCGCGGUCAACUCCCUCUUCGUGUUGACGGGGGUGAUGAUAAUAUCGGUCGGCACGACGAUUUACGCUGUUUACGAGAACUUCUCGCACUUUUUGGACGCGAGCUAUUUUUCACCAGCCACCCUUUUAAUCGUGGUUGGAAUACUUGUCUUCAUAAUUGCUUUUAUGGGAUGUUGCGGCGCGCUUAGAGAAAGUACCUGCAUGGUUCUUGUGUUUGCAGUCUUGCUAUCAUUUGUAUUGAUACUGGAACUUGCCGCUGCCGUUGCCGCGUAUGCCCUGCAGGACGGUAUCAAGGAUCUCUUAGCCGAGAAGAUUAAUCUAACGAUGCACCAAUACGAAAAGAACGAGGAAGCCAAGUUCGCGAUCGAUUUUAUGCAGUCCAGGUUACGUUGUUGCGGGUAUAAUGGCUACAUGGAUUGGAACAACGUACCGUUCAAUAAUACACAUAUAGAUGUACCUGACUCUUGCUGUGCAUAUCUAGUGGAUGAGCUUUCGGACCGCUGUUACGGAAAAUAUCACGAGGGCUGUAUUAGCCGGCUUUCUAUUAUUGUUCACCGCAGCGCGUUAUAUAUCGGCACGGGAGCGGUAGCGAUCGCCCUUAUUCAGCUAACGGGAAUU